Molecule: messenger RNA, 3548 nt
Organism: Sycon ciliatum
Lineage: Eukaryota; Metazoa; Porifera; Calcarea; Leucosolenida; Sycettidae
Product: serine/threonine-protein kinase TBK1-like
Exons: 23
Coding region: 124-2463 (779 amino acids)
Biological process (GO): peptidyl-serine phosphorylation
Cellular component (GO): cytoplasm
Molecular function (GO): ATP binding; protein serine/threonine kinase activity
Source: RefSeq, a predicted model, not a curated record
AAUAAUUGCUGUCAUUAUUGAUAGCAAUAGUCAUCGGCUUAUGGUAAAGCAUCAGAAAAGAAGUACCACGCUGCUAGGCUUCAUUUCAGUGUUUGUUCAGGUUAGCAGUGGAGCGGACUGGCAAUGUCGAAACCACAUCACGCACUGGAGCAGACGGCAAACUACAUUUGGCUGACCCGCGAUUAUUUGGGAAGUGGGGCUUCGGCGGCUGUUUUUAAAGGCUUGGACAAGCGAAACAAUCGUGUGGUCGCUGUGAAGCGAUUCAACCAACAGGAGGGUCCUAAUGGGUCUGUCCGCCAUGUUCACCUUAAAGAGGCUCAUGUCAUGAAGCAGGUCGAGCAUCCUAACCUCGUACGGUUCUUGGGAAUGGACGAUUUUCCACGGAAUGAGUAUCCACCGGUGAUUGCCAUGGAGUUCUGCAACAGGGGAAGUCUCAUGUGCGCCCUGCAGGAGCCCAUCAACUACAAAGGCAUGAACGAAGACGACUUCCGCGUCGUCCUCCAUGAUAUCACUGAGGGAAUCAGGUACUUGCGCGAACAGAACUGGGCACAUCGGGAUAUCAAGCCGGGGAACAUAAUGCGCCACAUCACCGACAGUGGCAAAUGCGUCUACAAACUAUCUGACUUUGGCGCUUCUCGUCAUCUGGAUGUUGGUGAAGAGUUUACAUCCAUCGUUGGCACGCCAGAAUACCUGCAUCCUAGAGUACUGCAAGUGCACCAACGUGCUGGUACUGGUCGCUUUGUUCAGGAGGUGGAAUUAUGGAGUAUUGGUACCACCCUGUAUCAGUGCGCUACCGGAGUCUUGCCAUUCCAAAAGGGCAAAGGUCGACAACAACAGCCAAAUGUGACUGAACAACUGUUGGCUAACAAACCCCGUGAUGCCAUAGCUGCUAGAACAACUGACGCACAGGGCAGAUUGAUCUACGAGACAAAACUACCAUCAGACAGCAAACUUUCCAAGUCAUUCAGAGCGCGGCUCGAGAUGAUCCUGAGGAAAACACUGCAAACGGAUGCUGACCUCGUGUCAUUUGAGGAGUACUUUGAGCUGGCCGAUGAGCUACUUGCGGCGCGGCCAGCUCAUGUUUUCCAUGUGGACACCUGCACACACUAUGAGGUGUUGAUGAACCGAGGCGAUAUGGUGGCGAAGUUGUCUCUAGAUAUCGCAAAAUUCUGCGACGUCCCUGUCGGACAGCAGCAGUUGUGGUUCAUACCAUUUGGUGCACUGCAGGCGCAAGACUUUACAGAGGAAAGAUACCAGCAGAUGCCAGUCCCGGUCACGUCUGUCCGAAACCCAUUUGUCCUUCGUGCCUUGAGCUGGGAGAGAAAGGAUGACUUGCCACGUGUUGACAUUGGAUUGGAGCCGAUUGCUACUGCGUCCGCUGUCACCCAACCAACCAUCAGUGACGAUCUCUAUCAAAUACAGCGAUUCUGGCAAAGAGCUCACCUUGUUCAGAACUCUAUACGAUUUCUGAAGCGCAAUGUUUUGUGCGCAGACCGUUCUGUCAGCGUCCUUGGUACCAUUAUCAGCGGUGAAUAUCAGAACACGCUAGAGUACUUUACCAAACAGAAGGCGUCUCUGUCACAGCUGCAGAAGAUUUGGAAUGCUGUAUUUUCAUUCUUCCAACCCGAGGCAGACAGCUUCAUCCAGAUACUCAGUAUCUUAGAGAUCGAGUCUUGUCAAGCUCUUGCGGUGUACGAAGAACUAAAGGUGAAGAUGUCACACUGCAACCGUGCCAUUGAGCAGGCUGCCCAGCGGUUCAUAGAAAACAAGCUGUUCCUAGAAGGCUUGCCCGCGCCGGAGGACAUGAUUCCACCCGACCUCUCGGAAUACGUGGCCAUCAUGGAGAAGAGCGAUGCCGAGAUGUCUGUAAUGCUAGACACAUUGGAGACGCUUGCAAGGCGAUUCGCUACUGAGAAGAGAGCACAGAACCGUGGUACUUACCAUCCACAUGAUGCCGCUAUCCACUCUAUAGACCGUGUGCAGGUGAGGAAGAUUGGCCGAGAGUUUGAGGCGCUCGAUAGUAGGUGUGUCAAGCAGCGAGCCGAGGUCUUCAAGAAGCUACAACACCAAUGGAGUGAGUGCAAGGAAUACUGCACUGCAUUGGUCGGCCAGCGAACAUCUCUUCGUGAUCUCAGUAACACCGUACUAGGCCUGGAGGACGCAGUCAAAGAUUUGGUGCGCAAGAGUCACGAGUGCUUCAGCGAUCUGCGAAGCCGUGCUGUGAUCAGAAUACAGAGAGUGCACGAAGUCAACAUCGACAGCCAGGAAGCGAUGUCCAACUCGCUGGAUGUCGAGACCAAAAGGAAGCUGGACAAGCUGCAGGAGCUUGUUACUCACUUGUACAAAUCUCACUACGCGUUGAAAGAGGAAGCAGCAAUAUCGCAGCAGCUAGUUAGUGAAAUACAAGAUACUUCCGGAGCCGGACAACCGUCACCAAGACACAAUCCGUUGCCACGAGGCUGAGCUCUUUAUGGCGUUAUCAUCUCGUACACCUGAUGUGGCUGGUGUGGUUGCGUGGAGCCCAGGGACUUGCACCACGCACUGGUUGCCUCUGCUGCCGAGAGAUGUGUUAUAAUCAGUGUGUGUGUGUGUGUGUGUGUGUGUGUGUAUGUGUGUGUGUGUGUGCGUGUGUGUGUGUGUGUGUGUCUGUCUGUCUGUGUGGGUCUAUCUGUGUGUCUGUUUAUGUGCAUGUGCCGGAGUAUGGCAUUGAGUUCUUGCCGCUAUGAUGAUAGCGUUAAGUGAGAACUUGAUGUGUGUGCAUAUGCACAUGGCACCUUCUCCUUGGAUGUGUUCUUGAGUGCCAGCAUGGACAAGUGUGUACAUGUUGUAUUGCUGAAUGAAGUUGGAGAUGAUUAUUAUGUGUGUUAUUUCUCUAUAUUGUGUGGGAAACCUGAUAUCUGGAGCUCCUUAUUUCAAUUCAAAGUGAAGAACAGUGGACAGCUAGAAAUGGGUGAUGUAUGUAGUUAUUUUGCAGAAAUGGAUGUUUAUUUUACAGAAAUGGGUGAUGCACACAUGCAUGUAUAUUGGGCAUAUUGAGUAUGUAACCUGCUGAAUCUAUCGUUUUUUGUAUAUAAUUGUUUGCACUCAUUAGUGAGGUUUGAAUGCACAGUCAUGCCGUAUAUUUCAGAAAAUAUCGAAACAUCCUUUUCACGAUGUACAGGUGUGGCGACGUCACUGCCAUGACUUCAGUCUCAGAGUCCCUCACUAACCCAGACCUAUAUGCAUUGCUCACUCUUGCUCUUCUGCUGCUGUGCUGAACGGUGUUAGGGUUCAUUUGUUAAUUAUUUUGGCCCGUGUUUUCAGCUUCGUCGCUUUUGUUUUUCAGGUCUUGUCUAUAGUGUAUAUGAUGUCCUGCGCCGUCCAAGUUUCUCUUUCGUUCUCUGCGCUCCGCUUGCUCUCUGGUAGGGGAGUACUGUAGCGACCACGCUGCCAUGACUUCAGUCUCCCUCACCUGCCCAGACAUUAUGUACGUUUGUAUGCAUGCGCAUUCACUUUCUCUUUCUCUUUAUUGUAAAUAAACCGUGAACAACAAGCGUUGACUCAUUGUA